AUGUCGUCCUCCGAGACCUCGUCCCGAAGAUUGAUCAGUUCGGGCAGUUCCUUUGAGCAGCAGAUAGGAUACUCCAGGGCAGUUGUUGAUGGGGACUUUAUCUUUGUCUCGGGAUGCACAGGCUACGACUACAAGACCCAAACAAUCUCGGCCGACGUGGCAGAGCAGACAGAGCAGAGCAUGCGCAACAUCGCCUCGGCGCUCGAGGAGGCCGGGGCAGAGGUGAGCGAUAUCGUGCGGGUGCGGUACAUCCUGCCGGACCGUGGGGAUUUCCCCAAGACGUGGGGGGUCUUGGGGCGGUGGCUUGGGGAUGUGCGGCCGGCGGCGACGAUGAUGGUGGCCGGGCUGAUGGAGGAGGUUAUGCGGAUUGAGAUUGAGGUUACGGCGGUGAAGAGGAGGAGGUAG
Molecule: messenger RNA, 405 nt
Organism: Cryphonectria parasitica EP155
Lineage: Eukaryota; Fungi; Ascomycota; Sordariomycetes; Diaporthales; Cryphonectriaceae
Product: YjgF-like protein
Exons: 2
Coding region: 1-405 (134 amino acids)
Source: RefSeq, a predicted model, not a curated record